CGCGCCUAGAAACGGUUUGAAAUUCUUUUUCGUGAAAUUACAGUUCAAUUCGUGUAAAAUAUCUAAAGAAAGAUUUUAAGAUGUAAAAGAUUUUUUCAAAGUAGUUAUUUUAAUGUGAACUGUUUAUACAACACUCGCUUAAAAGACGAUAUUUCACAGUAAAGUUAUUAAUUGUGAUGCAUUUCAAUAAACUAUGAGUGCCUUCGAGGUGAAAGUAACUCCGACUCGUGGCCAGCCGCUGCGACGCACGGAAUCGCGAGAACCUACCCUUGUUUCGCUAGGCCCAUUUACUCCGAAGGCAACGGUUAUCUUUGAAGGAGUUCCUGUUGGAAAAACCGCUCGUCGCCAGCUGUUUGUCAAACAUCCAUACAAUGAAGUGAUUAAGGUAUUAGUGACUAAAAUUCCUAAGCCGGAAAUUAACUUGACAUUGGCAUGGACCUCAUCGGAAAUAGGUUCGGGAGAAGAACGGGAACUAGAGCUAGUGUGGAAUCCAACAAAAGCAGUAGCAAUCAAGGAAAUCCUCCAGAUGAGCGACAGUUGUGGCAGCAAGAAGGAUAUUACAAUAAUUCUCAAAUCUGUGGAACCCAAGAAGGCACCAGUCAAGGCUUCUACAAAAUCUGCUACCAUUGUUCCGAAAAAGUUAAAACUUAAAUCACCAUCACCACCCAAACCGCAGGUGAAGCGAACUGUUUUGAUGAAAAGGCGUGAAUCACCGAUGAAGAUGUCCUAUCAAUCUCCACCAUCCGCCCGACCCGUACCGAAAGUUCGAGCUUUAAAACCUAGUAACGCCUCGAACAUAUUCAACUCCAGCGAAUUCGAAUUUUCCACCUUUUCGUCGGAACCUGUGGACCAUUGUAAAAUGAUUAAUAAGGAAAAUGUCAGUCCAGAGACUCCAGAAAAUGCUUCAAAACUUUUUAGUGAUAUCAAGUUUACCCCCUCUAACAAAACGGAUAUCUCUUACCUCGCAGAUUUGCCAACUCCGGUACAUUUCUCAAAAGUGGAAGAUAUACGACUUGACAGAUCUGGCACGAUCAGAAAGCAACUGAGUGUUUCACCAAAUAUUUUCAAGUACAACUGUGAAGAAGAAACAUCGAGAAUAGUCUUGUCAGAUCAAAGCGUUUUGGCCUUGAAGGAAACACCUAAAUCAAGCUAUCAAAUAGAUCGAACGGCAACCCUCGCCGAACAAUUUACUUUAACGCCAUUGAAUCGAGAAAAUAUCCUUUUCGAAAAGAAAGAAUUCGAUCCAAAUUAUUUUUCAACCACAGCAAAGGAUGUAAGGCUGAAGGAUGCAGAAGUACAAAAUGAGGCGUUGAACAAAGACAUCAAUAGACAACUGAAUUUUUCAUAUGAAUUUGAGCUUAACGAAAUGCAAAUGAAAGAUUCCCCAGUUGCUUCCCUUCAAGCGGAAUCCUUCCAUGCAGCGAAUAGUGGUUCCCCUUGCAACGAAAUACAGUUGGUGUUCCUCAACAAUUUGGAAGCAGCUCUGAACGAACAACCAGUAGUGCUGAAUAAAACUCAAACGGUAUCACCAUACGACUCGCAUUCUCAGCUUUCGAUUAUAGUAGAAGAAAGCUCCCGCGAUUUAGGAAUUACGUACCAUACGAAUGCAGCUGUUGAACACGAACCGGAAGAGCUGAAAAUUCACCAGAAAACAUUUGAUAUCACCAACAUGAUUAAAUCAAACUCGGACGAUAACAUUGUGAAAAAUCUAACAAUGGAUAUUAAAAGAGGUUCAAUGCCCAAUCUCAAUGGCGAAGUAGACGAAGAAGUACGCAUGUUUGUAGAGCACGAAAUUCGUGCCCAAUCCAGUCGUUUCAAUCUACACGAAAUCGAUCAAGCCAGCAACGAAUUGAAGUCACCGAGAGGUAAACGAACACUGGACAGAUACUCGCUAGAUAGUGAAAAGGAUGAACCGCUAUCGAUGCAAAUUUCACCUCCCAAGAAAAGCAAGUUGACACCACCGCCUUCGCGCCCGGCCGGUGCCGUCGUAAAUAGUUGGACCGGGCCGAAAGUUCCAGCGAAGAGUCGUCUCACGAGUCAAAGCGAGCGAUCGAAAUUUCAGAUACCGAAAAGCACCGUCCCGCGUAACCUUUCGCUCAAACGACCACCGGCAUCCAUAAUGGUUGCCAGGAAGUUCAAUGCCGAGGAAAAACGAGUCUUUCUGUACGACUCAGAUCAUCAUCUUAAAACACUGAUCAAUCCGGAUCCCUUUGCUGCGACUACCACGUGCGAUCCGUUUCUCACCGCUACGAUGUACCUGGAUGAACGAUCUUUCGAAAAGCACGAACGACAACUGAAAAAGUGGCUCAACGCAUUAAUCACCAUACCGGCCGAUUUGGAUACCGAACCGAGCAAACCGGUUGACGUGGGCAAACUGUUCGAUGAAGUUAAAAGCAAGGAUCUAACGCUCGCUCCAACGAAGGAACUUAUAUCUUCGAAUUACUAUAAAAAUCGAUUGAAUCAAUUGAGAAGUUCCGGAAUCUCCCUGUACUUUAAAGAGCAGGUAGCAGAACCGCUGCGAAAGGUUCGAGCUGCGAUCGAGAAGAAAUCUAUAGCACUACGAACUGAUCAAGAUCUGCACUUGGAUUUGGUUUUACAAAGAAAUAUUCUUGAACUGCUUCUCUGCUUCAACCCGCUCUGGCUAAGACUAGGACUGGAAGUUACGUUUGGUGAACAGAUUGAGCUCCUAUCGAAUCGAGAUAUUAUUGGUUUGAGUACAUUCAUCGUCAAUAGGUUAUUUCGCGAUCGUUAUCUAGAAGCGAAAAACUCACGAGCUUACAGUUUAUCUCCUGCCUAUGCAGAACACAUGAAAAAGUUCACUUUUCGCAUGUUCCUGUUUUUACUAUUCUUCCUAGACACCGCGAAAUCACAACGGUUAAUCAAACAUAACCCUUGCUUGUUCGUUCGAUCUGCGCCAUACAAAGAGACUAGAGAAAUCCUAAUUCGGUUCUCGUCUCAUCUCAUUGCCGGUAUCGGCGAUAUCACAAAGCAUUUGAAACGGUUUGGAUAUGUGUUGACUCACAAGCAAACAUACCUGGACGAGUUUGAUUAUGCAUUCGAAAAUCUUGCCGUUGAUCUCCGAGAUGGUAUCCGGCUGACCCGAGUAAUGGAGAUAAUUUUGCUGCGAGACGAUUUAACUCAAAGUUUACGGGUUCCGUCGAUUUCACGAAUGCAGAAGAUUCACAAUGUCAACCUAGCGUUGAAAGCCCUAGAGGAGGCGGAUUAUCAGAUAGCAGGAGACAUCACUGCCAAGGAUAUCUGCGAUGGUCACAGAGAGAAGACACUGUCAUUAUUGUGGCAGAUUGUGUAUAAAUUUCGCGCUCCGAAAUUUAAUGCUGCCGCCAACGUGAUAAGGACUUGGUGGAAAAACAAUUGGCUCAAGGUGGUAAUUAGCAGGAGAAUUGAAGAAAAGAAGCGAAAGCGAAGGGAAUUGGCGGCGGUAAAGAUACAAGCCGCCUACCGGGCAUUUCGUGCAAGGCAACAGUUUAUGCAAAUGCGUCGCGAGAAGUUGCAGGCGGUGGUAAUCUUGCAAAAGUAUACUCGAAGAUACUUGGCUCAGAAGUGUGCCGCACAGCAAUACUCAUCUAUUCUGCGUAUCCAACGCUGGUGGCGUUCGGUACAAUACACAAAAUCGGUGCGGGAUCGAUUUUUGCUGCAACGGAAAAGUACCAUCCUCAUCCAGACCAGUUUUCGUCAUCACGUGCUUGCAAAACGGCUGCUGGCUGCAUCGGGGGUCAUUCGUAAAAUUCAAGCGGAAGCUCGCUUGAGGCACGAGAAAGCCAUUGUCAUUCAACGUGUAGUUAAAUCGUAUACGAUCCACCGAAAACUGCAGUCCAUCGUAAUGGGAAUGGUUGCGUUUAACAGACGCAAGGCGCUAAAAUAUCGGUCGGCUUCAAAAAUCCAAGCCAUGAUUAGAAUGCGUAAGGCUCGACUGGCGUUCUUACGGUUGAGAGAUGCUACCAUCAUGAUACAACUUCGAUGGAAGGAAUGUUUACUUGCUAGAAAGCAAAGGCUACAGUUCUUAGAGAUGAGAAGAAGUUCAAUUGCAAUUCAGCAGCGAGUUCGUGGUUACUUUCUAAUGAAGCAAAACACGAUAAAGUACCAAAAGCAGCGUGCCAACAUAAUGAUUAUUCAACGAAAGUUUAGAGCAAAGAUGGAAAUGAGAAAGCAGAGAUCCCUGUACCUUCGAUUGAAACAAACAGCAAUUGUUGUUCAGCAGCGGUACAGAGCACUGAUCGAAAUGAGAGAGUGUAGAAGUAAUUUCCUACAAAUGAAAUCUGCUGCGGUAGUGUUACAGCGAAGGUUCCGUGCACGACAAUCCAUGAAAGUUACAAGGAACCAAUUUACCGAACUGAAACGUACUACUAUUAUCAUUCAACGACAGUACCGAGCACAAAUUGCAAUGAGACAAGCUCGCUGCAUAUACCAACUGACCAGAUCUGCGUGUAUUAUAAUCCAACAACAAUUGCGGGCAACGAUUGCAAUGAAGCGGCAAAGACUCGAAUUUUUAGCUAUUCAAUAUUACACUGUCGUUAUACAGAGACAGUUUCGAGCAAAUAUCAUAGCUAGAAAUCAACGUGAAGAGUACCUGAAAUUGAAAUCAGCUGCAAUAUGUAUUCAACAACGGCUGCGAACUACUUUACUCACUCGUCAAAUACAGAGUUACUAUCGGAAACAAUAUCAGGCAGCGGUCCAUAUUCAGAGAUUUUGGAGAAGUGUUCUGAUAAAGCGCAGAACCAGAGAAAAUUAUUUGGUUAAGCGCACAGCUGCCAUUAAGAUUCAAAGAUAUUUCCGAGCAUAUUUGUUAACCAAGAAAACUCGCGGUAUCUUUAUCAGCAUGCGAUCUGCAGCCAUCAGAAUACAACAAAAGUAUCGUGCGACAAUUCAAAUGCAGAGACAGAAGCGAAUCUUCGAUGCCCUAGUCAAAGCGACUGUGGUAUUUCAACAGCAAUUUAGAGCUGUUAAAGCGGCUCGCACACAAGCGACCGAGUACAUGAAGUUAAGGAAAGCCUCUAUCUGUAUUCAGCGACGCUGGCGAGCACAUGUUUCAAUGAAAAGAUGUCGCGAAGAGUACGAAACAUUCAGGAAAUCUGUUGUUACUAUUCAGACUCGGUACCGCGCGCUAAAACUGAUGAAACUAACGCAACAGAAGUACCAGCAAACACAAGCGGCGGUCGUUUAUAUCCAGCUAAAAUAUCGUGCGAAACGUGAAAUGGAACGUGUCUGCGGACAGCAUUUGAAUUUGAAAAGUGCCACAAUCGUUAUUCAGCAGUAUUUCCGAGGGUAUUUGGAAAUGAAACGACAGAGAGCUAUUUUCCUUGAAAUUAAAUCGGCAACGUGUUGUUUGCAGCAGCGAUUCAGAGCUUUGAGGAUAAUGAAAUUGCAGAGAAUGCAGUAUGUGAAACUUAAAUCAUCUGCCACCAUAAUCCAGCGACAGUUCAGAUAUUAUUUAUUAAUGAAACAUCACCGUACUGAGUUUCUACAUCUCAGACAUGCAUGCAUUGUUGUUCAAACUAGAUAUCGAGCAAGAUUAGCAAUGGUUGCUGCAACACGUCAUUAUGAAGUUCUACGAUCUUCCACUUUGACAAUUCAGCGACAAUGGCGUGCAACUUUAACCAUGAGACAACAUCGAAACAAAUAUCAAGCAAUUCUAAGAGCUGUCCAAGUCAUUCAAACCUACUACAGAGCUUACAAGCUGCGCCUUGUGGACCAGUGCAACUAUCGAAUCUACCGAAGCGCCAUUAUUGUCGUGCAGCGUCGAUUCCGUGGAAACCUUCAAAUGCAUAGGGCGCAUACACGUUUCCAGCAUUUAAAAUUAAUAACACUUCGACUACAAGCCCGAGCUCGAGGCUAUCUCGCUCGUCAAGCAUUCCAAUCAAAACUAACACCCGAAUACUUUGAACGGCGCCAACAGGAAGUUGCUGCCAAACGGAUACAAUCCUGCUGGCGAGGUUACCAUCAUCGGAAACAUUAUCAGACGCCGUCGAUGCGUGAUGUUGCCCUUCGAAUGAUGGCUAGCCGGCGGGAGGCCUUACGCGAUCCUUCCAAUCGGGUUAGUAACAUCCUUCGGUCCUGUAUGAAGUUUAUGAAAACGCGAUUCGCCGUACAUGAAGCGAUCAAGGUUCUUCUUCGGAUCGAGCAUAUUUCACGAUUGGUUCCGCAUUUGCUCUCAAAAGAUUCGAUUUUCCUUGCCAGUUUCUGCUACAUGACGAUGGCCCAAGCCAUUCGAUCCGAACUGGAUAAGCAACUUAUUGAAAUUUGUGCCAGGAUUAUUCUGAACAUGGCUCGUUUCCAGGGAACCAAGGAAGAAGCUUUUCAGGAAAAUGGUCUGAUUACGGUAUCUCAGAUGCUUCUUCGUUGGUGCGAUAAGGAGUGCGGCAUCUUCAAUACGCUUUGCACACUACUGUGGGUUUUAUCGCACGAUGUGCUUAAGAAGAAUGCCAUCCGACAUUACAUGAUAUCGCGUGAGGCUAUCUUCAUGCUGCGUGAAACAAAAAAGCUUGUCCAGCGUAAAGAAAAUAUGCGUAAGAACGUCAAGAAACCUGUUGGGUGUCUCGUGCCGCCAGAUCCGACAUUGAUGCGAAUGGAACCCAUUCUCGUGCCUGACUACGGGGUGAUACGUUGUAAACCGUACGUUUUCUACUCCUCGGUAUUUGCAUUCGAUACAGUGCUAAACGUGCUGGAUGUAGACAUUUCAUAGUCGCACUGUCGGACUGUUGCCCGAUUGGACACCACGUAUGUAUCUCAAUACGGCUAUUGCAGCUUUACGUAUUAUUUUUGAAGUAAAUUAUAUAUUCUAAUUUGUUACGUUAUUAUAGCAACAAAACCAAGUGUUUAAUGCAAAAAUGAAUAUAAGUUACUGUCAAUAGAAACACUA
This is a messenger RNA of Topomyia yanbarensis, 6877 nucleotides long. RefSeq names its product protein abnormal spindle (gene asp). The record is from RefSeq and is a predicted model, not a curated record. Gene Ontology annotation, cellular component: spindle pole. NCBI's taxonomy places the organism in Eukaryota, Metazoa, Arthropoda, Insecta, Diptera, Culicidae. Gene Ontology annotation, molecular function: protein binding. The transcript is spliced from 7 exons. Bases 194 to 6700 code for a protein of 2168 amino acids. Gene Ontology annotation, biological process: mitotic cell cycle; spindle organization; establishment of meiotic spindle localization.